AUGGCGCGGCGGAGGCGCAGGGCGGAGGCUGUCGCUGGAGGAGGCUUUGCUGCCCGAGUAGAUGCCUAUGCCCAGCAGAAGCCAUGUGCGUGGGGGGCGCUGUGUGACCCUGCCCCUGCUCCCGCAGGCGACCGGCUGCAAGGCGUGACCAUCCUCCCCCCUCUGAGGACGGUGCCGGUGGUUCGAGCCCUGAACCCCGCACACAAUGGGCGGGUGUGCAGCACCUGGGGCGACUUCCACUAUAAGACCUUCGACGGGGACGUCUUCCGCUUCCCGGGCCUGUGCAACUAUGUCCUCUCCGCGCACUGUGGGGCCGCCUACGAGGACUUCAACGUCCAGGUCCGCCGCAGCCUGGAGUCCAAUGUUACCACGCUGGCCAGAGUCACCAUGAAGCUGGAUGGCAUGGUCAUCGAGUUGACCAAGAGCUCCAUCCGGGUCAACGGGCUCCCAAUCCAGCUGCCUUUUAGCCAGUCUGGUGUCAUCAUCGAGCACAGCAGCAGCCACCUGAAGGUGGUGGCCAGGCUGGGCCUGGUCUUCAUGUGGAGCCAGGACGACAGUCUCCUGCUGGAGCUGGACGCCAAGUACUCGAACCAGACCUGCGGGCUCUGUGGAGACUUUAACGGUGUGCCUGUCUUCGACGAGUUCCUCUCCCACGGUGUCAAGCUGACCCCCAUCGAGUUCGGGAAUCUGCAGAAGUUGCACGGCCCCACGGAGCAGUGUCAGGACCCUGCACCUGUGCCCCCGCUGACUUGCUCACUGGGCACCGGCAUCUGUGAGGAGAUCCUGAGCAGCUGGCCCUUCCGGGGCUGCAACGCCCUGGUGGACGCCAGCAGCUACGUGCAGGCCUGCCGGCAAGACCUCUGCCUGUGCGAGCACGCCGAGCUGACCAGCUGCGUCUGCCAUACGGUCGCCGAGUACUCCCGCCAGUGCGCCCACGCCGGGGGGCGGCCCCUGGACUGGCGCGGCCCCGACCUGUGCCCCCAGACGUGCCCCCUCAACAUGCAGUACCGCGAGUGCGGCUCACCCUGUGCGGACACCUGCUCCAACCCGGAGCACUCCCAGCUCUGCGAGGACCACUGCAUGGCCGGCUGCUUCUGCCCCGAGGGGACGGUGCUCGAUGACAUUGGCCAGACGGGCUGCAUCCCCGCACCCCAGUGCGCCUGCGUGUACAACGGGGCCACCUAUGCUCCGGGGGCUGUCUACUCCACAGACUGUGCCAACUGCACCUGCUCCAGCGGCCGGUGGAGCUGCCAGGAGGUGCCAUGUCCUGGCACCUGCUCGGUGCUGGGGGGCGCCCACUUCUCCACGUUCGAUGAGAGGCAGUACACAGUGCACGGAGACUGCAGCUACGUGUUGGCCAAGCCCUGUGACAGCAGCGCCUUCACUGUGCUGGCGGAGUUGCGCAGGUGCGGCCUGACGGACAGUGAGACUUGCCUGAAGAGCCUGACCUUGAGCCUGGAUGGGGGGCACACGGUCAUCGUGGUCAAGGCCAGCGGGGAGGUGUUUGUGAACCAGAUCUACACCCAGAUGCCCGUCUCAGCAGCCAACGUCACGCUCUUCAGACCCUCAACCUUCUUCAUCAUCGCCCAGACCAACCUGGGUCUGCAGCUGGACAUCCAGCUGGUACCCGCCAUGCAGGUGUUCCUGAGGCUGGCGCCCGAGCUCCGCGGGCUGACCUGCGGCCUGUGCGGGAACUUCAACCAGAACCAGGCCGAUGACUUCCGGACCCUCAGCGGCGUGGUGGAGGGCACGGCCGCCGCCUUCGCCAACACCUGGAAGACCCAGGCCGCCUGCCCCAACGUCAAGAACAGCUUCGAGGACCCCUGCUCCCUCAGCGUGGAGAACGAGAAGUACGCUCAGCAUUGGUGCUCCCAACUGAAGGACCCCCACGGCCCCUUCGCCCAGUGCCACGCUGCCGUGAGCCCCGGCACUUACCACUCGAACUGCAUGUUCGACACGUGCAACUGUCAGAAGAGCGAGGACUGUCUGUGUGCGGCCCUGUCUUCCUAUGUGCGCGCCUGUGCCGCCAAGGGGGUGCUGCUCAGAGGCUGGAGGGACGGCGUGUGCACGAAGCCCAUGGCCACCUGCCCGAAGUCGCUGACCUACCACUACCACAUCAGCACCUGCCAGCCCACCUGCCGGGCCCGGAGUCACGAGGACGUCACCUGCGGCAUCCGCUUUGUCCCUGUGGACGGCUGCGCCUGCCCCCAAGGCACCUUCAUGGACGAAGCGGGCAAGUGUGUGCCGGCCACCAGCUGUCCCUGCUACCACGAGGGCUCCGUGGUCCCCAACGGGGAGUCGCUGCACGAGCGUGGGGCCAUCUGCACUUGCACGCAAGGCUUGCUGAGCUGCAUCGGAGGCCACACCCCUGCCCCAGUCUGCACCCCGCCCAUGGUCUACGUCGACUGUCGCAAUGCCACACCGGGGGCCGCCGGGGCCGGCUGUCAGAAGAGCUGCUUCACCUUGGACAUGGAGUGUUACAGCUCCCGGUGCGAGCCCGGCUGCGUGUGCCCCGAUGGGCUGGUGGCCGACGGUGAAGGCGGCUGCGUCGCCGUGGAGGACUGUCCCUGUGUGCACGACGAGGCCAGCUACCUGCCCGGCCAGACCAUCCGGGUGGGCUGCAACACCUGCACCUGUAAAAGCAGGAUGUGGCAGUGCACACGUGAGCCCUGCCUGGCCACCUGCACGGUGUAUGGGGACGGCCACUACAUCACCUUCGAUGGACGGAGCUACAGCUUUAGCGGCGACUGCGAGUACACACUGCUUCAGGACCACUGUGGUGGGAACAGCACUGCCAACGGGACCUUCCGAGUCGUCACGGAGAACGUCCCCUGCGGGACCACGGGCGUCACCUGCUCCAAGGACCUCAAGCUCUUCCUGGGGAGCUACGAGCUGAAGCUGAGUGGCGGCAAAGUGGAGGUGAUCCAGAAGGGCGUGGGGCAGGAGGCCCCCUACUCCAUCCGCCAGAUGGGCAUCUACCUGGUGGUGGACACCGAGGUCGGCCUGGUGCUGCUGUGGGACAGGAAGACCAGCAUCUUCCUCAAACUCAGCCCCGAGUUCAAGGGCCGGGUCUGCGGGCUGUGCGGGAACUUUGACGACAACGCCGUCAAUGACUUCACCACGCGGAGCCAGUCCGUGGUGGGCAACGCCCUGGAGUUUGGCAACAGCUGGAAAUUCUCCCCGUCCUGCGCCGACGCCCCGGCCCCCAGGGACGCCUGCACCGCCAACCCGCACCGCAAGUCCUGGGCCCAGAAGCAGUGCAGCGUCCUCAACAGCGCCACCUUCGCCGCCUGCCACGCCCACGUGGAGCCCGCCAAGUACUAUGAGGCCUGCGUGGGCGACGCGUGUGCCUGUGACUCCGGGGGCGACUGUGAGUGUCUCUGCACGGCCGUGGCCGCCUACGCCCAGGCCUGCCACGACGUGGGCGUGUGCGUGUCCUGGCGGACCCCGGACAUCUGCCCCUUGUUCUGCGACUACUACAACCGCGAGGGCCAGUGCGAGUGGCACUACCAGCCCUGCGGCCCGCCCUGCAUGAGGACCUGCAGGAACCCGAGCGGCCGCUGCCUGACCGACCUGCCGGGCCUGGAAGGCUGCUACCCCAAGUGCCCGCCAGAAGCCCCCAUCUUCGACGAGGACCGGAUGCAGUGUGUGGCCACGUGCCCCACGCCCCCCCCGCCGCCGCCCUGCCGCGUCCAAGGCAAGUCAUACCGGCCGGGGGAGAUGGUGCCGUCUGACAGGAACUGCCAGUCCUGCGUCUGCAGCGAGAGUGGGGUGCAGUGCGUCUACGACACCGAGGCCUGUGUCUGCACCUAUGACGGGCGGCGGUUCCGCCCAGGGGACGUCAUCUACCACACGACCGACGGCACGGGGGGCUGCAUCUCCGCCCGCUGCUCGGCCAACGGCACCAUCGACAGGAGGGUCUACCCCUGCAGCCCCACCACCCCCACGCCACCAACCACCUUCUCCUUCUCCACAUCCCCGCUCGUCGUGAGCUCAACACGUCCAGCCCACACGUGCCACAGCCCUGCCAAGAGCACGGUGCGGCCCAGCACUCGGAGCGGUGUCCCUGCCUCCACCCCGGGCACGACCUCCGGUCCUCCCACGAGACCUCCCCGGCCCCGCCAGGCCUGUGGGGAAGAUUGCCGGUGGUCACCGUGGCUGGACGUCAGUCACCCGGGACGGGGCAUCGACAGCGGUGACUUCGACACGCUGGAGAACCUCCGUGCCCACGGGCACCAGGUCUGCCCGGCGCCGAAGAGGGUGGAGUGUCGGGCUGAGGACGCCCCCGAGGUACCGAUCCAGGUCCUGGGGCAGCACGUGGAGUGCAGCCCAGUGCGGGGCCUGACCUGUUACAACCGCAAGCAGGCUUCGGGGCUCUGCCACAACUACCAGAUCAGGGUCCAGUGCUGCUCCCCCCGUACCUGCCCUACCUCUGGCGGUCAAACCCAGACCACCACACCUGUCCCAGGGACCACUGAAACCACCACAAGUACCUCUACACCUGUCCCAAGCACUCCUACACCUGUCCCAGGGACCACUGAAACCACCCCGAGUACCUCUACACCUGUCCCAGGGACCACUACAAUCACCACAAGUACCCCGACACCUACCCCAAGUACCCCUACACCUGUCCCAGGGACCACUGAAACCACCCCGAGUACCUCUACACCUGUCCCAGGGACCACUACAAUCACCACAAGUACCCCGACACCUACCCCAAGUACCACUACACCUCCUUGUUUACAAAAGUUGUGCAACUGGACCCAAUGGUUCGACAGCAGCUACCCUGGUCCUGGUAUAAAUGGCGGAGAUUUCGACACUUUUCAUGACUUGAGAGCCAAAGGAUAUAAAUUCUGUGAAAAGCCCAGCAACGUGGAGUGUAGGGCACAGUUCUUCCCAAACAUCCCACUGGAGGAGCUGGGACAGGACUUGAUCUGUGACAAGAGCCUGGGGCUGUUAUGCCUCAACAGGAACCAGUUGCCACCGAUCUGUUAUAACUACGAAAUCCGGAUCGAGUGCUGCGAGCUGGUGGAUGUGUGCAGAAGCACCACACACCCUGUGACGUCUGAGACCACGUAUUCCACCCGAGAGGAAACCGGGACCCAGACACAGCUUACCUGGACCACUGGAAUCCCCUCGUCUCCCACACGGCACAGCACCGUCAGCUCCGUGCACACGCACCCCACAACCACCGUCACAACCGGCACACACUCAGUCUCCCCAGCCGUGACCAUCCCCUGCCAGCCACAGUGCAGGUGGACCAAGUGGUUCGAUGUGGACUUCCCGUCCCCAGGGCCCCACGGAGGAGACGCGGAAACCUUCGGCAACAUCGCCAGAAGGGGAGAGAAAAUCUGUCGCCGGCCCGAGUACAUCACGCGGCUGGAGUGCCGGGCCGAGAGCCACCCCGAGGUCAGCAUCGAGACGCUGGGCCAGGUGGUAGAGUGCAACGUCAGCAAGGGCCUGGUGUGCCGGAACCGUGACCAGGGCGGCGAUGUCGGGAUGUGCCUCAACUACGAGGUCCGCGUGCUGUGCUGUGAGCCCCCGGAGUACUGCUCUACCCACAAAACUGUCGGAGUAUCUCACACUUCAAGCGUUAGCACCACCAGGCUAACUGAGACCAUCUCCCACCUGGUGACAUCCAGCUCAACCUCCGUGCCGAAAACCAGCUCAACCUCGGUGACAGAAACCAGCCCAACCUCGGUGACAGAAACCAGCUCAACCUCUGUAACAGAAACCAGCUCAACCUCGGUGACAGAGACCAGCUCAACCUCGGUGACAGAAACCAGGCCAACCUCAGUGACAGAAACCAGGCCAACCUCGGUGACAGAAACCAGCCCAACCUCGGUGACAGAAACCAGCUCAACCUCAGUGACAGAAACCAGGCCACCCUCAGUGACAGAAACCAGCUCAACCUCGGUGACAGAAACCAGCCCAACCUCAGUUACAGAGACCAGCUCAACCUCGGUGACAGAAACCAGCCCAACCUCAGUGACAGAAACCAGCCCAACCUCGGUGACAGAAACCAGCCCAACCUCGGUGACAGAAACCAGCUCAACCUCGGUGACAGAAACCAGGCCAACCUCAGUGACAGAAACCAGGCCAACCUCAGUGACAAAAACCAGGCCAACCUCAGUGACAGAGACCAGCUCAACCUCGGUGACAGAAACCAGCUCAACCUCGGUGACAGAAACCAGCCCAACCUCAGUGACAGAAACCAGCCCAACCUCGGUGACAGAAACCAGCUCAACCUCGGUGACAGAAACCAGCGCAACCUCGGUGACAGAAACCAGCCCAACCUCGGUGACAGAAACCAGCUCAACCUCGGUGACAGAAACCAGGCCAACCUCGGUGACAGAAACCAGCUCAACCUUGGUGACAGAAACCAGGCCAACCUCAGUGACAGGAACUAGGCCAACCUCGGUGACAGAAACCAGCCCAACCUCGGUGACAGAAACCAGCUCAACCUCGGUGACAGAAACCAGGCCAACCUCGGUGACAGAAACCAGCUCAACCUCGGUGACAGAAACCAGGUCAACCUCGGUGACAGAAACCAGGCCAACCUUGGUGACAGAAACCAGCCCAACCUCGGUGACAGAAACCAGCCCAACCUCGGUGACAGAAACCAGGCCAACCUCAGUGACAGAAACCAGCCCAACCUCGGUGACAGAAACCAGCCCAACCUCGGUGACAGAAACCAGCUCAACCUCGGUGACAGAAACCAGCCCAACCUCAGUGACAGAAACCAGGCCAACCUCGGUGACAGAAACCAGCUCAACCUCGGUGACAGGAACCAGCCCAACCUCGGUGACAGAAACCAGCUCAACCUCGGUGACAGAAACCAGCCCAACCUCGGUGACAGAAACCAGCUCAACCUCAGUGACAGAAACCAGCUCAACCUCGGUGACAGGAACCAGCUCAACCUCGGUGACAGAAACCAGGCCAACCUCGGUGACAGAAACCAGCUCAACCUUGGUGACAGAAACCAGGCCAACCUCAGUGACAGGAACUAGGCCAACCUCGGUGACAGAAACCAGCCCAACCUCGGUGACAGAAACCAGGCCAACCUCGGUGACAGAAACCAGCCCAACCUCGGUGACAGAAACCAGCUCAACCUCGGUGACAGAAACCAGCCCAACCUCGGUGACAGGAACCAGCUCAACCUCGGUGACAGAAACCAGCCCAACCUCGGUGACAGGAACCAGGCCAACCUCGGUGACAGAAACCAGCUCAACCUCGGUGACAGAAACCAGGCCAACCUCGGUGACAGAAACCAGCUCAACCUUGGUGACAGAAACCAGCCCAACCUCGGUGACAGAAACCAGCCCAACCUCGGUGACAGAAACCAGCCCAACCUCUGAGCCCAAACGCAGCACAACCUCUGGUCCUACAAUCAGCACAAGCCCUGUUCUCAAAACUGAAACAACCCACUUCACACCCGUGACCAUCCCCUGCCAGCCACAGUGCAGGUGGACCAAGUGGUUCGACGUGGACUUCCCGUCCCCAGGGCCCCACGGAGGAGACGCGGACACCCUCGGCAACAUCGUCAGAAGGGGAGGGAAAAUCUGUCGCCGGCCCGAGUACAUCACGCGGCUGGAGUGCCGGGUCGAGAGCCACCCCGAGGUCAGCAUCGAGACGCUGGGCCAGGUGGUAGAGUGCAACGUCAGCAAGGACCUGAUGUGCCGGAACCGGGACCAGAGUGGCGACGUCGGGAUGUGCAACUACGAGGUCCGCGUGCUGUGCUGUGAGCCCCCGGAGCACUGCCCUCGUACUUCUGUGACGCCUUACACGACUCCAUCUACCAAGCCCUCGUCGCCUCCAGAACCGACCUCCGUGGUGUCCACCACGACAUGUUACUGCAGUGUGUCUGACAAGUUCUACCCCGCAGGAUCCAUCAUUUACAACCGGACCGACCUCGACGGCCACUGCUAUUACGCCACGUGCAGCCUGGACUGCCACGUGGUCAGGACGCACUACACCUGUGCCAGCGGCACAACACCUCCCGUCCCAACCACCUCCCCGGCCGGGUCCUCCCCUUCAGCCUCCGCGCCCGUCACCGCGCAGGGAUGCCCAAACGCGGUCCCCCCAAGAAGGAAAGGCGAGACCUGGGCCAUGCCCAACUGCUCUCGGGCCACCUGCGAGGGCAACGGCGUCAUCACCCUGCAGCCACGGCCGUGCCCGCAGGUGCAGCGGCCGACGUGCGCCAACGGCUACCCGCCCGUGGAGGUGGUCGACCCCGACAGCUGCUGCCCGCACUACCAGUGCCAGUGUGUGUGCAGCGGCUGGGGCGACCCCCACUACAUCACCUUCGACGGCACCUACUACACGUUCCUGGACAACUGCACGUACGUGCUGGUGCAGCAGAUCCUACCCGUGUACGGCCACUUGCGCGUGCUCAUCGACAACUACUUCUGCGGGGCGGAGGACGGGCUCUCCUGCCCGCAGUCCAUCAUCGUCGAGUACCGGCAGGACCGCGUCGUGCUGACCCGCAAGCCCGUGCUCGGGGUGAUGACCAACGAGAUCGUCUUCAACGACAAAGUGGUCAAGCCCGGCUUCCAGAAGGACGGCGUGAGCAUCUCCCAGAUCGGCAUCAAGAUGUACCUGACCAUCCCCGAGCUCGGCGUCCAGGUCAUGUUCUCCGGCCUCAUCUUCUCGGUGGAGCUGCCUUUCAGCAAGUUCGCCAACAACACCGAGGGGCAGUGUGGCACCUGCACCAAUGACAAGAAGGAUGAGUGCCGUCUCCCCGGGGGCACCGUGGUGCCCUCCUGCUCUGAUAUGUCCGGCCACUGGAAGGUGACGACGCCCCACCAGCCACCCUGCCACGGGCCACCCCCGAAGCCCACUGCAGUCGGGCCCACGCCCUCGCCCACCCCCUGCCUGCCUUCGCCGAUCUGCCAGCUGAUUCUGAGCGAGGUCUUCGAGCUGUGUCACCCUCUGAUCCCCCCGCUGGCAUUCUACCAAGGCUGCACCUUCGACCACUGCCACCUGAACGACUCCAGCGUGCUGUGCUCUAGCCUGGAGCUGUAUGCGUCCCUCUGCACCUCCCGAGGCGUGUGCAUCGACUGGAGGCGCCACACCAACCACACGUGCUCGUUCACCUGCCCUGCUGACAAGGUGUACCGGCCGUGUGGCCCGUCCAAGCCCUCAUACUGCUAUGGGAGUGACAACACCAGCCUCGUGGCUCUUCAGGACACUGUCCCCAUCACAGAAGGCUGCUUCUGUCCAGAGAACAUGACGCGUUUCAGCAUGAGCUCUCCAGUCUGCGUGCCUGCGGACUGCCACCGGUGCCUGGGCCCCCACGGGGAGGCUGUGGAGCCCGGCCACACCAUCAGCGUGGACUGCCGGCGGUGCACCUGUGAGAGCAGCACGCUGACAAUGAGCUGUCACAGGCAGCCCUGCCCCCUGCCCCCAGCCUGCCCCCUGCCCGGCUUCGUGCCUGUGCCUGCAGCCCCGCAGGCCGGCCAGUGCUGCCCCCAGUACAACUGCGCCUGUGACACCAGCUACUGCCCCAAGUCCGUGGCCUGUCCCGAGGGCUCCCACCCGGUCGUGACCUAUAAGGAGGGGGCCUGCUGCCCCAGCCAGAACUGCAGCUGGGACGUCUGCAGCGUUAACGGUACCUUGUACCAGCCCGGCUCCGUGGUCUCCUCCAGUCUGUGCGAAACGUGCAGGUGUGAGGUGUCCAGCAGUCCCCAGUUGGACACGGUCGUCAUCAGCUGUGAGACCCAGAUUUGCAACACCCACUGCCCCGCGGGCUUUAAGUAUCAGGAGCAGAGUGGGCAGUGCUGUGGCCUGUGUGUGCAGCAGGCCUGUGUCGUGAACGCCAGUGACAGUUCCACCCGCAUCUUCUAUCCCGGCCAGUCCUGGCCAGACCCCACGAACCCAUGUGUGACCCACGAGUGUGAGAAGCACCGGGACGGGCUCGUGGUGGUGACCAGGAGGAAGGCGUGUCCCCCACUCAACUGCCCUGCGGCCCAGGCCCAGCUGAGUGAGGACGGCUGCUGUCUCGCCUGUCCCCCGCCCCAACCUCGGAACCAGUCGGCCUGUGCCGUAUACUACAAGCGUGAGGUCAUCGUGCAUGGAGAUUGCAGGUCCCCACGGCCCACGAGGGUAGCCUACUGCCAGGGCAACUGCGGGGACAGCAGUGCCAAGUACUCGCUGGAGGCCAACACCAUAGAGCGGAACUGCAGCUGUUGCAGGGAGCUGCGGGUUUUGCCGACGACAGUGACCCUGCGCUGCAAGGACGGCUCCAGCCGAACCUUCGGCUACACCCUGGUGAAGGAGUGCGGCUGUGUGGGGCAGCAGUGCGGCCCCCGCGGCAACCUAAGCCAUUCGGAGGAGCCGGGGCCCGUGCAGAGUGACGAGGAGCAGAGCCAGGAGACGGGGCACACGGGCUGGAGGAGGGGGUCCAGCAGCCCUCGGAGCUCCCGGCCACCUCCCUCCGGGACCCAGCGAUGAGGGUCCCGUUCCCCGUAGCCCCAGCUCCAAGGCCGGUGGGACCUCGGUCCAGGCGGCCCGAGAUCAGGAUGCACUGCCCGCCCCGCUCUUCCGUCUGUCUGCAGGGUCCACGGCCCUUGGAAGUGUGACGGCCCCGAGGGACCCGGGCGGGCGGGGCUCCUCUGGCCACGGGUCCGGUCUGCUUUUCCCCGGACGUAAGCAUCACGGAAGGGUCUUAUCAAUGACGGCCACUUGGAUGUGGUGCCCGGCCAUUCGGCUGGCCACCGGGAGGCAGAGCCUCACCCCGACCUUGGCCCUGGGCCUCGGGAAAUGGCCAACUGGUUCCAUAAAUACAUCUGGAGCAUUUUGCACCUUGC
Neofelis nebulosa (Clouded leopard) is the source of this 10808-nucleotide messenger RNA. It is a transcript of the gene MUC5AC, whose product is annotated as mucin 5AC, oligomeric mucus/gel-forming. The transcript has 49 exons. Gene Ontology annotation, cellular component: extracellular matrix. NCBI's taxonomy places the organism in Eukaryota, Metazoa, Chordata, Mammalia, Carnivora, Felidae. The record is from RefSeq and is a predicted model, not a curated record. Gene Ontology annotation, molecular function: protein binding. Bases 1 to 10452 code for a protein of 3483 amino acids.